This is a messenger RNA of Fukomys damarensis (Damara mole-rat), 823 nucleotides long. It is a transcript of the gene Tcf21, whose product is annotated as transcription factor 21. NCBI's taxonomy places the organism in Eukaryota, Metazoa, Chordata, Mammalia, Rodentia, Bathyergidae. The annotation marks the transcript as partial. Gene Ontology annotation, biological process: developmental process; regulation of transcription by RNA polymerase II. The record is from RefSeq and is a predicted model, not a curated record. The transcript has 2 exons. Gene Ontology annotation, molecular function: protein dimerization activity; DNA-binding transcription factor activity, RNA polymerase II-specific; RNA polymerase II transcription regulatory region sequence-specific DNA binding.
GAUGUGGAAGACCUUCAAGAGGUGGAGAUGCUGGAAUGCGACGGGCUGAAAGUGGACUCGAACAAGGAGUUUGUGACUUCCAAUGAGAGCACCGAGGAGAGCUCCAACUGCGAGAACGGGUCUCCGCAGAAAGGCCGCGGAGGCCUGGGCAAGAGAAGGAAGGCGCCCACCAAGAAAAGUCCCUUGAGUGGGGUCAGCCAGGAGGGAAAGCAGGUCCAGCGCAACGCGGCCAACGCGCGCGAGCGGGCCCGCAUGCGGGUGCUGAGCAAGGCCUUCUCCAGGCUCAAGACCACGCUGCCCUGGGUGCCCCCGGACACCAAGCUGUCCAAGCUGGACACGCUUAGGUUGGCGUCCAGCUACAUCGCCCACUUGAGGCAGAUCCUGGCUAACGACAAGUACGAGAACGGUUACAUUCACCCGGUCAAUCUGACUUGGCCCUUUAUGGUGGCUGGGAAACCAGAGAGUGACCUAAAAGAAGUGGUGACCGCGAGCCGCUUAUGUGGAACCACGGCGUCCUGACCUUGGAGGUGCGAGUCUGGGAAAGGCGCACUCCGGGGGAGCGGGCCCCGGAAGGCGACCCCUGCCCUCCCUGCUCUCUGUCUCUGCUUCCCCCUCGCAGAGCUCCUCUCCCCAUCCCACCCCGGAACACUUUACAACGACGAGGAGAUUCGUUUCCAAACCAGAGGAGGUCGACUGUAUUUACGGAUUCCCAUCUAUUUAACUUUAUUAACUUCUACCGUGAAUGGUUCUGCGAGCCUUGCUGGUCCAAGUGCAAUAUGUAAUUAUAAAUAUAUAAAUAGAUAAUAAGAGCCUAUCAAUGUGU